UGACAUUUCAUUAUCGCGUCGCCAUUUUGCGUUGCUUUUUCCUUUGCAAACUGUGUGGCUUAUUGAAUUUAUAUCACAAAAUAAUAAUUGUUUUUGUUAUAGCGAAGCUGUGAUUGUUAGUAAUUAAGUAGUAUAUUAUAUCUUAUUGUUUUUAACUUAUUUUAUUCUAAGUUUGGUGUAUUUUACGUUACAAUGGGCAGAAAGAAGAAGAAGGCAUCUAAGCCAUGGUGCUGGUACUGCAACAGGGAGUUCGACGACGAAAAGAUUCUCAUUCAACAUCAAAAGGCGAAACAUUUCAAAUGUCACAUUUGUCACAAGAAACUGUACACGGGACCUGGAUUGUCAAUACACUGCAUGCAGGUUCACAAAGAAGCCAUAGAUAAAGUACCAAAUUCAUUACCAAAUAGGUCAAAUAUAGAAAUAGAAAUCUAUGGUAUGGAAGGUAUACCACCUGAAGAUGUGAAGGAGCAUGAGAAACAAAAAUCAGGUGGUGGUAAAGGGUCAGACAGUGACGAUGAUGAGCCUGCUGCAAAGAAAAAAGCAACGCCUGCCCUGCUGGGCCCUGGUCCUUCACAAGUCACUCCGGGCAUAUUGCCCACACCCAUGGGACCAGUACCUCCGGGGAUGUACCCUGGGCAUAUGCAAAUGCAAAUGAUGCCUCCUUUUAUGCAAGCACCUAGAAUGAUGAUGCCGGGAAUGCGGCCGUUAUUCCCUGCGGCCAGCAUGCCCCCCACAUCGACGAGUAAACCUACGUUCCCCGCCUAUAGUAAUGCGACAAUAAGUGCGCCGCCUACGACGACAACGCCCUCUAGUAGUUCGGAUCACAAGGAGAAUGGUGAAGUGAAACCUCCCGCGGCCAACGCGUGUCCCUUAGUGACGGCCACCGGUGCCGGCUCCAAAAUUAUACACCCCCCUGAAGACGUCUCGUUAGAAGAGAUCAGGGCUAGAAAUAUUAAGUACAGAGCGAAACCUAAACCCGACGCCCCCGCGGCUCAACCCCAGCCUGCGCCCGCCAUGAUCACGCCCAGCACGAGUCAAGCAGAGGUAUGGGUGGCGGCGCACAUGAACGCGGCGGUGGCGGCGGCGCGGCAGCAACAAGCGGCGGCGGCGCUGCGGCGCGGCGUGCUCAACAUGGGCGGCGGCAUGGCGGGCGGCGUGGCGGGCGGCAUGGGCAGCAUGGGCAGCAUGGGCAACAUGGGCAACAUGGGCAUGCACGGCAUGGUGGGCAUGCUGCCGGCGCCGGCGCUGCGCGUGCCGGGCGUGGUGCCGCACGUGCCGGUGUCGGUCCCGCAGAUGCCGCCGGUGGUGCCGAUGCUGCCCGUCAUGCCGCAGUUCAACCUCGUGCGCCCGCUGCAGCCCGAACGAUGAUCAUCAAUGCCCAAUGGUGAUUAUGUUCGUAAGGCAAUUUACAAACGCCCCACGAGUAUCCCGAGCGUCUCUCGUGCUCAAAAACUGUUCUGAGGACAUUCUGUGAAGUUUGAUAAUGUUGAGACAUUGUAUAGUAAUGUUUACACCCCCUUUGACCAUGUUUACGAGUGUUUAUAAAGUGGUGACAUGCUGGUUAGCUAAGCUCGUAACUGUAACGACUGCUGUCUCCAUUUCUGUCCGUGUUUAAACCUCUGAUGUCCUUUCAGAUGACCCCCCAAUGAACAGUAUUACGAUGUAUUUGUAUGGAUAUGAUAUUCUAACGUAGGACAUAUCAAAGUAUUAGGUAAUUCGUAUUGAUUAUAUUCUCGUUGUCUUUGAUGUUGCACAUUGAACAUGAAGUUAAAUGUAUUUAAUGUAACAAAUUGUAUUUUUGAUGUUGAAAUGGUCCAAAGCCGAGACUCGUUGAAUUUUUUUUGUACAAUGUAAACCAAAGAAAUUAUGUAAUGUUAAGGUUAGAUAAAGACUGGACUUUUAGUACAUUCCGAUUGAAAACUCACCAUAGUCGUCCAUAUUUUUAUAUUCGCAUAACUAUUGACAAGAACACAGUUGACACGAUAAUGUAGUUGUGUAACACACUAUUGGUAUUAUUUUUGCAUUUAUUGAACUUAAGAAUAAUAUAGAGUGGGUGGUUUUCUUUAGUUUUAAUAAUAUUUGCUUUACGAUAGUUUAGUUUAAGAAGACAGUAAGACAUUGUUUUGAAUCUUUUUUGUUACACACGCGACGCGUGCCUAUAUCUGAACGUGGAAAAUGGAGUGUCAUAAUAAUUGAUAACCCAAUAAAGUGCAUUCACUAGAGUGAUUUUCUUUUUCUAUUUUCCACGGCUACUGGUAUGAUCUAAUUAAGACAUCACUAGCUUUAGUUAUUUUGACUGUGUGUAAGGAAAAUGAUCGCUUAUGUUUUAAGAGCGUGGAGCCGUUGUCCACUUAGUUCGCUAAUGUCGGAAGGCAUCACAAGACGUGAGCGGCUGCGGUCUUGUGGUCGGUGGGUGCCUUCCAUUUGUCGCCGCGGCCACAAUGUCUCUAGUAACGAACACAUAACAGCUUGUCGAUACUCACCCCUAACGCCCACUAACACGACCGGCCGACCUCUCACCCCCCUAGUACCGGACCACUCGUCCUAGACUUACACUGUCAAGACUAUAACUGUGAUUUUGAUGUGCCAUCCGCACUAUCGGAGGACGGAAUGAAAAUGAGCGGUAAUUUUAUUCACAUUCCUUAAUGGAUUUGCUUAUUGUAGUAGCUCUUAUCUUAUUACUGUCUCGAUUUUCUCGUAGUGUCAUAUAAAAUAUGACUGUCGGUUAACGGGUGGGUACACUAAUAUUAUAUUUACGUACAGUAGUUUUGUCGCUUUACAAUGUGCAUGAAAAGAACGAGUUAAUAGUCGUUGGCUGAAUUGGAUUCUACGAGCAACCAUUCUCGGAUCACACUGAACAUGCAUGAACUACGGAUAUUACGAUUAUUACAUCGCCGAGUAUUUUGGAAGUGUGAUUUUUCAUGUGAAUUAUUUAUCCUACCUACCUGUGUUCCUUUGCUUAUCUGCACCUUACUGCGGGCGGCCGGCGACGGUUGCGGCGCGGUGACAGGCGAUUGUUCUGCAGUCACCACGGCUGGCCGUGUGUUGGACCGAGGUCCCCUGUUGCCACGCGCCGCGGCCGCCCGUGACUUGGACUGUGUGUGCAGGGAUGUUGCUGCCGGGAGGCGUGAUGCCGAUGGGCGCCAUGUUCCCGGGCGGCAUGGUCAUGCAGCCGCGCUACCGAUAGCCGCGCCGUCCGCGCCGCCCCGCGCCCGCCGAGCGAAGGUAGGCGCUCGUUUGUUUCGUAUCUACGUCCGCUUGACGGUUGUGUGUCCGACGCUCGUUGCUAAGCGCGGUGAGGGGAACUAACGGAAGGUAAGGCGGCGCGAGGCGGACAGGUGAUGGGCGGUCGCCCGGCCUCGGCCGUGGUUGGGCCGGCAGUUCCCUGCGGCCAGCAGGCGACGGAACCUGUCACAACAUGAGUUGUUGGAUUGGCGGCCCCCUGUCCCUUAGCAUAAGUCAUUAUAUUCCUACCUUACCACUGAGCUCUCACAUAGACUGUCAAAAGCAGAAUUUCUGUAGUGAAUUCCGUUCUUAAUUAAAUUUCUGGUGUUAAGAGAUGUGUGUAAGAAUAAUAAUUGAAAUAAAUUUAAUGUUAUCUGCCUUGAUGAUUCUCUAAGCGUUUCCAUUUUAAAGUUGUGACGUUUGCCUACUCUUGUAGAAUUUUGACUAUUUUACGCAAUAAAUGCUCUGGACAUGA
Molecule: messenger RNA, 3700 nt
Organism: Spodoptera frugiperda (fall armyworm)
Lineage: Eukaryota; Metazoa; Arthropoda; Insecta; Lepidoptera; Noctuidae
Gene: BuGZ
Product: BUB3-interacting and GLEBS motif-containing protein ZNF207
Exons: 9
Coding region: 193-1368 (391 amino acids)
Cellular component (GO): nucleus
Molecular function (GO): DNA binding
Source: RefSeq, a predicted model, not a curated record